AUGGCGCGUCGAGCCUUGAAACCGGUCGAGCGCAUGCAGGAGGCCUUCGACGAGGUCUUCCUUCGGCCUUGGCGCUUCCCGGUGCACGUGCAGCGCCUGCACGGCCUCGCCGAGGCGGAGCGCCGGAGGCGGGCCAGCGUGGUGGACCAGAGCGCCAUCGCGCACGGGCAGCGCUCUCUCCUGGAAGCGCGGAAGGUGGUUUAUGCCAUCGUGAGUCGGGACAGCCCACAUCUGCAGGUCUGCGUCACUAAGGUCUCCUGUGCCCAGGAUUUCUUGGAACGGGCCGCACGUGAGCUGCGUGCAACGGCCAGAGGAGGCUCCUUCACACAGAGUUCCAAGCACCGCUACGGCGCGGCGAAGACAGGGCUGGCCUUCCAAGCGCCCGAGGGGCUGCUUCUGUAUGCCUUGGAAAGCCUGGAGAGCGCCGAGCUGCCUUAUCACCGCCUCGCGCAGCAGCGUCUCCACCACUGGGCCAAGCUGUUGCAGGGCGUCACCACCGAGAAUGGAGGAGACCAGCGGACGUAG
This is a messenger RNA of Symbiodinium sp. CCMP2592, 525 nucleotides long. The record is from the annotation of a GenBank genome assembly. Lineage: Eukaryota; Dinophyceae; Suessiales; Symbiodiniaceae.